AUGGACAACAAAAUGGAAAUCGACUCAGGACGAUCGCCCGAACCUCACCACCUUUCCCCUGUGUCCGACCCGGAAUCAAUACCGACCCUGGAUGGCUGGAUUGAGAGCCUUAUGACCUGCAAGCAGCUGGCAGAGCAAGAUGUACAGAGACUGUGUGAUAGGGCAAGAGAGGUACUACAAGAGGAGUCGAACGUUCAGCCAGUGAAAUGCCCAGUGACGGUAUGCGGAGAUAUACACGGCCAGUUCCAUGAUCUCAUGGAACUGUUCCGUAUCGGCGGUCCCAACCCCGAUACCAAUUAUCUCUUCAUGGGUGAUUAUGUCGACCGUGGCUACUAUUCCGUUGAGACCGUGACUCUCCUCGUCGCUCUGAAGAUCCGUUAUCCGCAACGCAUCACCAUCCUCCGCGGCAACCACGAAUCGCGUCAGAUCACCCAAGUGUACGGUUUUUACGACGAGUGUCUGCGGAAAUACGGUAACGCGAAUGUCUGGAAAUACUUCACUGAUCUCUUUGACUUCCUGCCCCUCACCGCUCUCAUCGACAACCAGAUAUUCUGUCUCCACGGAGGUUUGAGUCCGUCCAUCGACACCCUGGACAAUAUCCGCUCGCUAGAUCGGAUCCAGGAAGUGCCCCAUGAAGGACCGAUGUGUGAUUUGCUCUGGAGUGACCCAGAUGAUAGGUGUGGAUGGGGGAUUUCGCCGCGUGGUGCUGGUUAUACCUUUGGGCAGGAUAUUUCGGAGGCGUUUAAUCAUAACAACGGAUUGACCCUGGUUGCAAGAGCCCAUCAAUUAGUGAUGGAGGGAUAUAACUGGUCGCAAGAUCGUAAUGUGGUGACGAUAUUCUCAGCUCCAAAUUACUGUUAUCGUUGCGGAAAUCAAGCUGCCAUUAUGGAAAUCGAUGAGCUUCUCAAAUAUACCUUCCUCCAAUUCGACCCUUGCCCACGCGCCGGCGAACCCAUGGUCUCCCGCCGCACACCCGAUUACUUCCUCUAG
Messenger RNA from Histoplasma mississippiense, 990 nucleotides. Its product is annotated as serine/threonine protein phosphatase PP2A catalytic subunit. Lineage: Eukaryota; Fungi; Ascomycota; Eurotiomycetes; Onygenales; Ajellomycetaceae. The record is from RefSeq and is a predicted model, not a curated record. The transcript has 6 exons. Gene Ontology annotation, biological process: peptidyl-serine dephosphorylation; mitotic cell cycle. The coding region runs from base 1 to 990 and encodes 329 amino acids. Gene Ontology annotation, cellular component: cytosol. Gene Ontology annotation, molecular function: protein serine/threonine phosphatase activity.